Ictalurus punctatus (channel catfish) is the source of this 2753-nucleotide messenger RNA. Its product is annotated as ADP-ribosylation factor 5. Gene Ontology annotation, molecular function: GTPase activity; GTP binding. Gene Ontology annotation, cellular component: cytoplasm; plasma membrane. NCBI's taxonomy places the organism in Eukaryota, Metazoa, Chordata, Actinopteri, Siluriformes, Ictaluridae. Gene Ontology annotation, biological process: vesicle-mediated transport; intracellular protein transport. The transcript is spliced from 6 exons. Bases 158 to 700 code for a protein of 180 amino acids. The record is from RefSeq and is a predicted model, not a curated record.
CAGUACGCAGGCGCGAGCCCCGGCAGCAGGCUGACUCCCCGAGCGUCGCUGAAAGUUUUGGUUAGCUGUUAGCUCGCGGAUAAGCUAAGCUAAAAUACGCUAAGCUAAAGUACGCUAAGCUAAGUGUGUGUAGUGGGGGGUUUAUUAGACUCUCAGCAUGGGGCUGACUAUCUCCUCACUGUUCGGGAGACUGUUCGGGAAGAAACAGAUGAGAAUUCUGAUGGUGGGUCUGGACGCUGCAGGUAAAACCACAAUAUUGUACAAGCUGAAACUUGGAGAAAUUGUGACUACGAUCCCAACCAUUGGGUUUAAUGUGGAGACUGUGGAGUACAGGAACAUCUGCUUCACCGUGUGGGAUGUUGGUGGUCAGGAUAAAAUCCGUCCUCUGUGGAGACACUACUUCCAGAACACUCAGGGUCUGAUCUUCGUGGUGGACAGUAAUGACCGAGAGAGAGUGGCCGAGUCUGCUGAUGAACUCUCCAAAAUGCUGCAGGAAGAUGAGCUGAGGGACGCCGUGCUGCUGGUGUUCGCCAACAAACAGGAUCUGCCCAACGCCAUGCCGGUCAGCGAACUCACAGAUAAACUGGGCCUGCAGAGUCUGCGCAGCCGAACGUGGUAUGUCCAGGCCACGUGUGCUACACAAGGAACCGGACUCUAUGAGGGACUGGACUGGUUAUCCAACGAGCUGUCCAAACGCUAAUGCUGUCCUCCACCUCACACACCGAGAGAGAGAGAUGUGUGUGUGUGUGUGUGUGUGUGUGUGUACGGGUGAUUAACCUACGAACUCUGUUCUGAAGAACCAGUGUGUGAUGGAUGGGAUUAAAAGCGGGGGGAGGGGCUAGUCAAUCCAAGUGCUACCACCCUCGUGUUUCCAUUUUUUUCUCUUUUUCUCUGUACUCUGUCACUUUUUGUUUUAUUGCAAUGAUCCGAUUUGUUAGUAAGGAGAUGCAACAGGCCGGCGUCACUUCACCCGUCUGUUUCAGUUCUUAGUAAAGGAACAUGCCAUGCCCACUUGGGUCAGUGCACCGAUUCCAUAAUAAAGUAGGAAGAUGUGUGUUAUAAUUUGCACCGGUUGAACUUUGUAGAUUUGCAGCGACACUCGAGUUUAUGAGCUGUUCACAUGUCCGGUUCUCAGGAUCUUUAGUCUCGUUAAUUCAUUAAACCAAUUGGUUAAUUGGAUAACUAGAAAUAUUCAUUUGGAUUGACUUUCUGUUCAUUUAUCUAAUCUAAAUCUAAUCAAUCAAGGUGAUUAGCAUGCUUUAGCCGUCGCGUUUGUUUAUUCGUUAACAAUUAACCACUCAGCAUCGAUAAUUAAUUUUGCCGUUUAAUUCCAGUGUAAAGAUUUCUACAGGAGGAAAUGCUUUCUUUAAGUUACAACAUCGAACAAAAACGUUGUGUUAAAACUGCAGGAGAAUUCUCUGCCUUUGAUCACUCUGGGGGCGGGGCUAAUUUGCGGGUUGCGGGUCAUGUUGUGAAUAGCGGUUUUGUGAAUGAUACUUUGUAAAAAGAAAAGGAAAAGACUGCAGAUUUAACGAUCUUUACACCCUGAACUACAAUCAGUUUAACCUAGAGGAAAACUCCACCCAAAAAAAAUUAGCAUAUUGCGUAUUUUUUCAUUAAAACGUGAUCUGCAGCUGCGUCCAACAUUUACUUUAAGGAAUUUUUGUGCCUAAAAUUUCUUUCAUGGACGUUGUAUUUCCACUGGCUUCCUACAUUACCCACAAUGCCGUGCUGAUAGGAUUCUCCCUAAGGAGAGCCAUGCAGCGGAUCUUUAGUCCUUCAGUCUGUCCAGCUUCCAAAGCUUCAACUUUCACACCGACAUCAACACCAUCGCGCUUGUCAUCUCGUACGUCGCUAACUAGCCAAGCCGUGUAGCCGCAUUGCAUUCUGGGACUUUGAGUCCAGCGUUUAUUCCGUCUUGUCUACUUCUACACUCAAAUUCUUAUUAAUAUGAUGCUGAAAAAUGAAACGUUUGCGAGGCAGUUUUGUUUUUUUGGAACUGACAGGUAAACCUGAUUGUGAUUGCGCUAGCUCCGCCCCCGUGACAUCAGAGUGACACAAGCACUAACCUCUCACAGGAAUAAUAACUAUACAGCACCAACCGACACGUUCUCACCCGAAUCCCUUCUCACAGAUAUUUCAGUGUACGCAGAUGUUUCAGGGCGGAGUUUCAGUGCAGCUGGGUUCUGUUCUUUUUACGGUCCUGAUGUUUCUGCUUUCGAGUUAACAGCAGCGUAAUAACGUUUAUCACAGAGACCAGCUCGGUGUUUUACACAACACGUCAUCUAGCGAGUUCAUAACCGCAGUCGUUAAAGUGUCCGAUGUCUACGUCCAGUUUAAGGCCUCUAGAACUUUUAGAUUAACUCAAACCUUUUUUUUUCCUUUUGCAGACUUAACAUUCCAUGCUGAAUCGACUUCCUAUGACUUUAUUUCCUGUUUACUUCCUCAAACUGAAGUCGAAGGUUUGAUGGAAACUUCCUGUGAGCUCGAGAGGAUAAUUUCAUUUCUGUUGUACAUUUUUUUAUCUCGCCUUCGAUCAUGUCCUCCGUGUAUCUGCUGUCGGUAUUGAUGUGAAUUCCUCGAGUGCUGCUCUCAAAAGAACAUUGGAGAUUUUAUUUGUGACUGAAUUCCUCUGUCGAAUGCAGCGUGUGUUACACACACACACACACUCUCUUUCAUUUGCAGUUAUCAGGUGAUGUCUGUGUACUUUAUGUAUGUACGGUCAUGUUUUAGAAUAAAAGCUCAUUAAAGCA